Molecule: messenger RNA, 936 nt
Organism: Brenthis ino (lesser marbled fritillary)
Lineage: Eukaryota; Metazoa; Arthropoda; Insecta; Lepidoptera; Nymphalidae
Source: the annotation of a GenBank genome assembly
AUGAAUAUGUUUCAAGAUCUAUUGCUAAAAAAAGACUGCAGUUCUGCAUCUCAAUUCUUCGAUCGCUUGCAUACUCAUUUUUGUAAUAAACCUAAGAAAAUUUUGGAUACUAACAAUCUGGAGUUAAUAGAUGAGGAAUUAAUUGAGGAAAUAAAGAGUUUGUCAUUAGAUCUAUCUAUAUGUUUUGGUAAAUCUCUUCGAGACUUAAAGUGCUCUAUAAUGGAUGAAGAAAAUUUAAGAACUCAUGAUAUUUUUUUGAAGUACAAAAGUCAUCGAAAAAUUAUGGUAUCUAAUGUAAAUCUACCAUAUUCACAAUUACAAGAUCGCGAAUAUUCAUCUGUUGACGAAGUAGUAACAGUAUUUAUUCAUUACAUAAAGAGUUUAGGUGCCUAUUUUAAUGAAUUGGAAAGUAUUGACCGUCUCUUCAAGGUAAUGGAACCAGUUAGACCAACUUUCAAAGAUGACUAUCGAAGAAUUUCACUUGAUGAAAGAGUAUGGUUGCAUAUUGAAAUAACUAGUAAUGGCUUAGCUGCAAAUGUUCACUUAGUUGGGCAAUCAGAAGAGUGGCAUGAUAAACUACAGGAUAGACUGCUAUCUUGGGACCAUGAUAAGGAAAUAGUAGAAAAUAUAAUGACUAUAUUUGAUUUAAUGAAAAAAUCACAUCCUUUAAAAGUAAUUGAAAUGAACACAGAUGCAAUUGAUAAAAAAGAAGUGGAAGCUCCUUCAUGUGGUAUAUGUUUUUGUGUAGAGUUGCCUGACAAUCCAGGAGUUCCACAACCAUUGUGCCAAAAUACCAAAUGUGGUGUCUACUUUCAUAAAAGCUGCUUAUUUCAGUGGCUGGUCGCGUGUGAAGGAGGUCGCAUACCAGCUUUUGGUGUUGCAAAUGGCAGUUGCCCCACCUGUCUUCAGCCAAUUACAUGUAGUGAAAAAGAUAGU